Theileria parva strain Muguga is the source of this 1534-nucleotide messenger RNA. RefSeq names its product Triose-phosphate Transporter family protein. Gene Ontology annotation, cellular component: membrane. The transcript has 9 exons. Lineage: Eukaryota; Apicomplexa; Aconoidasida; Piroplasmida; Theileriidae. The record is from RefSeq and is a predicted model, not a curated record. Bases 173 to 1486 code for a protein of 437 amino acids.
UAUUUAAUUUUCUCCAUUCAUGGGCAUCUUUUUUUCUAAUUUCUAUGCACAACAUUUAUGGAAUCUAGAAAUAAAAACUAUUUCUUAUUUAUUCACACUUACACUUAUUUAUUAUUCAUAGUUGUCUAUAGUUGAACAUUUCAAAAUAUCUGAGUUAUAAUUUUGAAAUGCCAUGUCUGAGAAUAAUUUUGAACAAUUUUCAGAUUCCUAUCUGCUAGAUGUGGAUAAAACCUUCGUUGGCAACCAGGAGUUGAUGGAAGGUUUAUUCCAGAGAAAGGAAGUCACAGGAUCUUUCGAUAAUUCCAGAUUGCCGGGCUCAAUAGAGGCGUUAACCACAACUGAUUCUAGCACAUCUCCGCUACAAAAAGUAGUAACAACGACGCCUUCAACUCCCGCAAAUGUAGAAGAGGAACAAUCAAAAGAUGAAUUAACUUUGGUUGCUGAUUCAGAUUUUUUGUUAGUAAAUCAUACAACUGAUCUUUUAAAACCUGAAACUAGUUUCUAUAAGAGCCCAGGCUUCUCAGUAAAAUCACUAUUUGGAAAUCUAUCUCUCCCAAUUCUGUUUUAUAUGUUCGUUUUUGUCCUAACUAAUACUGCUCAACCACUUCUGAUUUUAUUGCUGAGAAAGAAUGGAGGAACGCCGAGUGGAACCUACACAUUUCUAUUUCCGACAUAUUUGGCAAUGGUAUUCGUAGGGACAUAUCCAACGAAAAAGUCAAUCUUUCAAGAAAAAUGGAGAUAUCCAAUCAUCCUAUCAAUGAUGGAUAUUCUACACCAAGUUGUGGAAAAAGCUGGAUUGGUAUACUGUGGACCAUCAAUUUAUUCAAUCGCAUCAAGUACAACAACUCUAUUCUUGGCACUAUUCUCGAAACUAAUUCUCAAGCAAACUGUUACCAGUUUAACUUGGCUGUCAAUAUCACUUAUAUCAUUUUCACUUGCACUAAGUGGUUACGUCCAGACGGAAUAUAUAACUUCAUUACACAUUCUGGGAUUCUUUCUAGUAAUGCUCGCGUCCAUGGUGAGCGCUCUCAACUCAAUAAUCGGAGAGAUUUUACUCAAAAAGGAUGAAAUCGAAGGACCGAAUCUGGUGUGUAUGAUGGGAUUAACCUCACUCAGUGUGUUCUCAAUAUGGACAAUGGUCUGGACGUUCCCUCAGAGAAAAACACUAUUUGCGACAGAUAAAGAAAUAAACCCAUUUGACCUACAAAAUGUUUUGAAGAUUUUAGGUAUACUCUUCCUCUCCAAUUUUGGAAGAUCGUCAGUAUACUACUAUAUUAUUAAAGAGUGCGGGUCAGUAUGUUGCGGAGUUUUAAAGGCAUUGAGGAUUGUUCUAGUGGUUUUCGCAGACCACUUCUUGUUCUCAUACAUCGACGGAAGUCAGAAAAUAACACCCGGAAAAGUAGUCGCAGCACUGAUUUGUACCCUCGGAGUAAUGUUCUAUUCGCUUGAAAAGUCCGAAAUUUAUUCGAAAAAGAAGCCUUCUUAAUAAAAGUUUUGAAUUUCUUCUAAUUGAUAAUAUGUUAAAUGUUAAGAA